This is a messenger RNA of Chelmon rostratus (copperband butterflyfish), 4689 nucleotides long. It is a transcript of the gene fbxl3a, whose product is annotated as F-box and leucine-rich repeat protein 3a. The coding region runs from base 260 to 1576 and encodes 438 amino acids. Gene Ontology annotation, biological process: G2/M transition of mitotic cell cycle; SCF-dependent proteasomal ubiquitin-dependent protein catabolic process; entrainment of circadian clock by photoperiod. Lineage: Eukaryota; Metazoa; Chordata; Actinopteri; Chaetodontiformes; Chaetodontidae. Gene Ontology annotation, molecular function: protein binding. The transcript has 5 exons. The record is from RefSeq and is a predicted model, not a curated record. Gene Ontology annotation, cellular component: cytosol; nucleus; SCF ubiquitin ligase complex.
GCCAUUUCAGGUUUAGGGGAACCGUAACUCCCGCGAAGGAAUUGGGUCAUCCAAGUGGAGAUACUAGGUUCUGGCCGUGUCUUCAUUUAAAACGUCUCUUACCUCUUCUCUAUCGUCAAACGGCUUAGUUAUUGCUCUCCGAUGCGUGUUAUUUGGUUGGUGCGAAUGAGCUUUUCCAGCGUGGGCCCGGGCUGAAGUGUCAAAGCAGUUGUCGGAUUUUCCUGCUAACGGCUAGUCGGCUAGCUGAGUGUAAACAAGGAUGAAGAGGAUGAAAGGAGGAGAGGAGGGCAGCAACGGCUCCCCCAGUAGCAGUCCACCAGAGAUUUGCAAGAAGGUGCGGAAGCAGACGAGCGAGGAUCCGGAGGCAGUGGUGGCCAGUGGGUCACGUGCCAGUGACUGGGCACGACUGCCUCAGGAGCUGCUGCUGCAUAUCUUCCAGUACCUUCCACUGCUGGAUCGGGCUUAUGCCUCUCAGGUGUGCCGCGGGUGGAACCAGGCUUUCCACAUGCCCGAGUUGUGGAGAUGUUUUGAGUUUGAGCUUAACCAGCCUGCCAGCUCUUACCUGAAAGCCACACAUCCAGACCUCAUCAAACAGAUCAUAAAGAGGCACUCCAACCACCUGCAGUAUGUCAGCUUCAAGGUGGACAGCAGUACAGAGUCUGCAGAGGCAGCAUGUGACAUUCUUUCCCAGCUGGUGAAUUGCUCACUGAAGACCUUGGGUCUCAUCUCUACAGCCAGGCCCAGUUUCAUGGAGGUUCCAAAGUCUCAUUUCAUCUCGGCUCUGACUGUGGUGUUCGUCAACUCCAAAUCAUUGUCUUCGCUCAAGAUUGACGACACGCCAGUGGAUGAUCCGUCACUGAAAGUGCUGGUGGCAAACAACAGUGACACCCUGAAACUGCUGAAGAUGAGCAGCUGCCCUCACGUCUCCCCGGCAGGGAUCCUGUGUGUGGCAGACCAGUGUCAUGGGCUGAGAGAGCUAGCCCUUAACUACCACCUCUUGAGUGAUGAACUCCUGCUGGCCCUCUCCUCAGAGAAACACGUCCACCUGGAACACUUGCGGAUCGACGUGGUGAGUGAGAACCCCGGCCAGCACUUCCACACCAUCAAGAAGAGCAGCUGGGAUGCCAUGGUGCGACACUCGCCAAAAUUCAACCUGGUCAUGUACUUCUUCCUCUAUGAGGACGAGUUCGGCCCUUUCUUCAACGAGGAGAUCCCUGUCACGCACCUCUACUUUGGUCGCUCAGUCAGUAAGGAGGUCUUGGGCCGCGUUGGCCUCCACUGCCCUCGGCUGGUGGAGCUGGUGGUGUGCGCCAACGGCCUGCGCCCCCUGGAUGAGGAGCUGAUCCGCAUCGCGAAGCACUGCACCCAGCUGUCAGCCAUCGGCCUGGGUGAGUGCGAGGUUUCCUGUAGCGCGUUUGUGGAGUUUGUCAAGAUGUGCGGCCGGAGGCUUUCCCAGCUGUCCAUCAUGGAGGAGGUGCUGAUUCCAGAUCACAAAUACUCCCUGGAUGAGAUCCACUGGGAGGUUUCUAAGCACCUGGGCCGUGUCUGGUUCCCAGACAUGAUGCCGACUUGGUAAAGUGAAGCCAAAGAGGCACACAGAGUUCAGUACGUCAAGUUUGUGGUGUGGAGAAUUCAUGGCCUCCACAUUUGCAUUGAAAAGCCUGAAAGUGCUCGGCUGUAGUGGAAUACGGGGUGCCAACAUGAAGAGCAUAAACUUGCUGAACUCCUGUGUGCUGGGCAGGGCAGGGAUGUAAGCAUCUGACGGCUAUUCAGUGUUAUCAUGGCAUGCAAAUACCACACAGAUGUUUGCCAGUUAGCUUCAGAAUAGACCGUUGAAUCGUGCUGUGCCUAAUCUGGAGAAAGACCUCGACAGGCUGGCUUCUUCACGUAUUGGACAAUCAGCACGCACACCAGUGCAGGUGGAAUUAUUUGACUAAAAAGCAAUGUUUUUAUAACUGCAAGUAGAGUUAUAUGGACAUUGUAGCCUAGUUAUGAUAAUCUGUAUUAUGAGAAAUGUCUGUGUGAGUGUGCGUGCGGGUGUGUCUGUAAAUUUGAGUGCGUGUUUUAAUGUUUUUUUUUUACGUUGUGGCGAUUAGGUGCACAAUUGCAUGUCGUUACACUACCACUUGGCCUACUUAAAUCCUGUCUGAGAUAGCAGCUCUGCACUCUAACAAAAUACGGCAUUGGAGGUUUCCAAAUGGCUGCAAUGUUAUUUGUAUAUAGUUUGUGGCAGAAGGUGUUCUGUCAGGGGUAGUCAGGGUGGGGGUGGGAGAUUCACUUAAUUUUGCAGAAGAGUGGCUGGGUCCUACACCUAAUUUUAAUCUAAUUUAAACAUAAAUAACAGCAGUAGAGUUGACGACAUAUUGCUUUUCCUCCUCGCCAUGCAUCAGAAGAGAACCUGUGAUUGUGGAAGAUGUUAGUUGGCCAGGAGAGAAACAGAAAUGUGUAUACAAGUGUCUGUCUUUGUGACAUGAAGGUGUACAGUGUUGAUCGAUGUCAUAGGCUUUUAUUUUCUCCAGGUUAUGCAGAUUUAUUUUCUUUCUCGCAUCACACAUCAGUUGGCUUGACAACGUAAUUUCUCGGUUUUGUACAAAGUCAGUUUCUGUACAGUCAUAGAUUUCGUAAGCACCUUAGAUGAACACCAAAUGACAGUCAGGAAAAACUCCUCCUGCUGUCCUAAUGAAAGCAAGGAAACAAUCUUUAUAAUGCUCCAAUUUUUCUUAGUUGGACCCAGAUUUAAUGAUAAUUAUUUAGAUUGUGCUUGGGGUUCUGUUGAGUCAGAUCUCAAGGACAGUAUAUUGAAGAAAUACUGAUUUUUGAAAAAAUAAAUCAGAAAUAAUUCUAUGUAAAUAUAGAUAGUGCACAGAAAUGUCUGAAUUUGGAGGUGGAUCUGGGUGAGUAUCUAACCUUCAUGAUCAGAUUGCUUCAUAACGAUUCUAUAGGCUAGUCUCUGCGGCUAUUAGCUUACAAUUCACGCUGGGAAUGCAGAACUCACCCUUUGUGUUUCUCAGGUGCAUUAAAUGAUAUUUCCUAAAUAGGUUUCAUUUGUAUCUUCUGCUAUUUGCCUGUUCAAGCUCUAAACCUGUCAUGAAUAUCUGCCCUCUGUUAGCCCACGUUUGCUCUGUAUCGCGUUACCACAUCGGACAUACAGGAGGGGAAGCAAUACUCAUCUUGUCAUUACGAACCCUGUCGUUGCAGAUACAGCUAGUGCUCCUGUCCGAAACAUCCGUUCAUUUCAGUUGAGAGAGAUUUGGCAAGUCAGAUGAGUGAAACAAACUUUUUUCCUUUAAGAAGGAAGUCAAAUGCAUCUGUAUAUAAAACGCUGUGUGUUUGAUUAUUAUGGAUAGAAAUGUACUUAUUUCUUUAUUUCGCCCUCUGUCAGGGUUUGAAGUUUCCUUAACCAACGGCUCAUGUCUUUUAUAAAACCAGAGUGCGAGUUAUCCUUUACUAGAUGGAUCUUUUUCAUACUGUAGUCACUAGAGAAGAUAAGCUGUGUAAUUUAUUGAUAUGGACUUUGCUUUUGUAAUGAACUCGUGUUAAUCAGUUAUGCAAAACAAGCAGUCGUUAUAACCAGCAAGCUGACCAGCAGAAGAUUAGACUUUUAUGGUUUUGACACUUCCACCUCGGUCACUCUGAUUUUGUUGCAUGCAGGUGGUCCAGAAAGUCCACUAUUACAAUCAUUUAACACAGGAUUUAGCAAGUAAUAUUAAUCCAGAGCAGAACCUGAAGUUACAUUCCAGUCAGUGAAUCAAACCCGGCACUCUCUCUGCAGAGGAAUGCCACAGUUUGUGUCUUACACUGUGUGAAAGAUCAUCCACUUUCUGGCAGAAAGGUGGCUCAACAACAACAACAACAACAACAACAACAAAAGCCAGAAUACGAGGCUGUAAAAAUCAGCAGAAGCAGCUAGAAGGAGAAAUUGCUCAAAAAAUUAAACCUUUUGACUUAGUAUGUCAAUAUAUAUAUAUAUAUCAUUAAAAGCUACAUAAUUGUGUUGACAACUUAAAUUGACAAAAUGUUUAUAUUCCUAAAAAGCUAAAUGAGUUAUCUGGUGGAAAAACCUUUGGACUACACUGCAUGUCAAUAGGAUCUGAAGAUGAUGCAGAUCUAGAGCUUUUUUCCAAACUUCAUCCCUGUUAUUCAUGUCAUCUCAGACAUUUCAUGUAAUAACAGCCAUGUAGACUAAAACUGUCAGAUUAGUGCAGGAAGUGCAGACGCUUGAACUAACAUCGUCUGUUGAUCGUGUUGGUCUCUUAUCACUGAAGUAGAUUCCUGUGCUUAGAGUCUGUGCUCAUGUCCGUUAGCAUCUCAAUGGUACAGCAACAUAUCUCCUGAUUAUGUCUCAUAAUUUGUGCAGUGCAUUAAAUGGUUGCAGUGCCAGCAGCUCUAAAGUGAAGGUUGUGUCUCAAUGCUCUGGUUUUAAUCAUUUUCCUGUUGUCUUUAUUGGAAAAUCCAGCCGGACGAGUAAAACGUGUUUCACUUCAGUACAGCUAUUUUAACCUCAUUUGUUGAGAGAGUCCUCCAGUAAGUUCUGAAAGGAGUAAACUGGUGUUGACAGUACUGUCCUUUAGUUUGGCUUCUGUAUGGCAAAUGCUUUGUCUACUUUGCUUUACUGGUCACCUGUCUUGAAAUUAAAAUUAUUGUUUUAGACAUGUGAUCUUAUACUGGUAAUAAAAAAUUGUGAAUGUA